AUGGCCUCACCAACCCGAACACCGCCGCCUCCGCCGGCGGUAGAGCCCAUCGCGCCUUCUUCUCCUUCUUCAGAACAUCCGCCUGUCAAACCCUCCUCCGACGGAUCCCUCUCGCCGGAGAAUCCAGCGCCAGCUCCACCUCCUCCUCCUGCUACUCCACCUCCUCAUACUCCCGGCGAUAGCUCUCCUUCCUCAACUCCGCAUCCCAAGUCGCCACAGCCUCCUCCACCGCCUCCGCCUCCGCCCAGCGCUGAUGCUUCUCCACCCCUCCCGCGACAGGGCCAGACGUCACCGCCGCGCCCACUGCCCCCUCCCUCACCCGCUCCAGUAUCACCGCCUACUCCAGCGCCGGCGUCCUCGGAAGCCAAGUCGGAGCAGGAGGCGGCGGAAUCGGCUAGCGAAUCGGGGAGCAUGACGCUAGCCGUCGUUCUAGCCCAAACUGAAGAUUCGACGCCGCGAAAGGCCUCCUCGGCGGAGGCGUCCCCAACCGGAUCGCCGCAGAAGGAAUCGGCCGUCACCAUCGCAAAGCUCCUCUCCGGCGAAGACCCCGCGGCGACGGAGGCGAAGGCCACGCCAGACAAGGACAAGGUUACACCUCCGAGCGACACUGGGUCACUCGCCACGGCCGCCGCCGUUACUGCCGUUGGGGGAGUCGGAGGCGGCGUGGGGUCCAAGAGGUGGCUCCUUGGCGGCGUCCCGGAGAAGGUGCGGCGCGCGGAGCUGAGGAGGGCCGAGCUAGGGUUUAGGGUUUCAGCCGCCGUGUUCUGCCUGGUCGCGCUCUCCGUCAUGGCCGCCGAUACCACGACGGGCUGGUCCGGCGAUUCCUUCCGCCGCUACAACGAGUACAGGUUUCCCUCUGGACUCCUAGAACGCUGA
Messenger RNA from Miscanthus lutarioriparius, 876 nucleotides. Lineage: Eukaryota; Viridiplantae; Streptophyta; Magnoliopsida; Poales; Poaceae. The record is from the annotation of a GenBank genome assembly.